Molecule: messenger RNA, 1511 nt
Organism: Phanerochaete carnosa HHB-10118-sp
Lineage: Eukaryota; Fungi; Basidiomycota; Agaricomycetes; Polyporales; Phanerochaetaceae
Exons: 7
Coding region: 24-1403 (459 amino acids)
Biological process (GO): dephosphorylation
Molecular function (GO): phosphatase activity
Source: RefSeq, a predicted model, not a curated record
CCCGCCCAGUCCAAGCCGCAGCCAUGUCGUCGUCCAACGUCCUCGGUGUUGUCCUCAUUGCUCGCCACGGUGACCGUCAGGGUUUCUACCAGGACCCCAUAACGUACGACGCCUCCAACACGGCCAUCACCCCCCUUGGAGAGCUCCAAGAGCAGCAGCUCGGCCAGUACGUCGGCUCGGUCUACCUCAACUCCAGCUCGCCGUCCUACUUCGGGCUCUCGACUGUCUUCGACUCGGACACGUUCUCCGCCCAGGCAGAUUUCGCAGAUGAGGGAUUUGUGAUCAUCGACAGUGCGAACGCCCUCCUGCAAGGCUUGUUCCCGCCUAAUGCCACUGCCAAUACUAUCGCUCUUGCGAAUGGUAGUUCUGUGACAGGUCCCUUCCAAGGGUACCAGUAUGUCCCCGUUGACUCCAUCGGGAUAAAUGAUGUUUCGUUGGAGGGAUUCACAGACUGCAAUACGCAAAACACUCGCACCAGCGCGUUCUACAACUCAACGGCCUUCCAGCAGAAGGCCAACGAGAGUGCUGCUUUCCUUAGUCAGCUUCCUCCUUUCCUGGACGGCCGACCUGUGACCCUCGUGAACAUGUGGAACAUCUAUGACUUCAUGAACGUUCAGUCCAUCCACAACGCCACGUUCGCGAAGAAUCUUCCUCCUACGUUCCUUGCUCAGGCUCGCGAUCUCGCGAACUGGCACGAGUGGAACGUCUUCUCAGAUUCCACUCUUGGUGGUAUUGGCAACAUUGCCGGCACGGCGAUGCUUCCGUCCGUCUUGUCUGCUAUGCAGGACAUCGCCAACAGCUCGAACCCACUCAAGUUCUCAUAUACGGCCAUCUCGUACAAGCCAUUCCUGAGUCUGUUCAACAUGACGGGUGUCAACGCCGACGGACAGGUCCCCCCAGCAAUCGUCAACUACGCGGCGGCACUCGCACUGGAGGUCCGCCAGCCGAGUGGCGGUGGCGAGCCCUUCAUCAGGUUCCAGUUCAAGAACGGGACGGACGACGACGUGUUCAAGACGUACAACAUGCAGCUGCCGAGCAUGUCUUCUCCAGGCGACGUCCCGCUCUCGACGUUCCUGAGCACGUUCGAGCCCGUCGCGAUCAACACGACGCUCGAGUGGUGCCUCACAUGCAACCAGACGACGCUCCGCGGGUGCGGCGCGCUCCUGAACGCGUCGUCGGCCGCGGCGAGCGCACCGGCGCCGACGCACCACGACCGGAUCAGCCCCGUCGGCGCGGGCUUCCUCGGUGCUGGCCUCACGUUCGCGGUCUACAGCAUGCUCCUCGCCGCGCUCGUCCUCCUCGGCCUCCUCAACUUUGGCAAGCGCGGCAGCCGCACUGCGAGCCGGCAUGGUCUGAACUCGGAGGAUAACUCGAUCAACCACGACAAGCGCCCGUCUUCGUAAACGGGGGCACACACUACGAUGCGAUGUGCCUGGGAUGCCAGGAAAACGUCUACCUUAUGACCCCCCUUUGUACCUGUCCAUGCUCCCGGAGAGUUAGUGGUGUAUUGG